AUGAACGACCUUAUAAGUUUUGAAAAGACGUGUAAAUGUGAGGGACCGUACCGAUGCAACUUGUGCAUAAAAACGUUGUUUCAAAGUAUUAAUCGGACGCACAGGGGAGAUAAGUCGCAUCCAUGUGACAUUUACGAUCAGAGGCGCACCAGUAACAGCCUAUUGAUGGUACCUCAGCGGACUCGCGCCGGCCAGGAGCCGUACCCCUGUGAUGGAUGUGAUAAAUCGUUUACUCAUAGAUAUAAGCUAACUAGACACCGGUGGGUGCACACGGGAAAAAAACCAUACUCGUGCGACGAAUGUGAUAAAUCGUAUGGUUAUAUCAGUGGCCUGACUGUACACCAGCGAAUACACACGGGAGAGAAACGAUACUCGUGUAAUGAAUGUAACGAAUCGUUUCUUUAUAAAUAUAAACUGAUUAUACACCGGCGGAUGCACACGGGAAAGAAAAUAUACUCGUGCGAUGAAUGCGGUAAAUCGUUUGAUUAUAAAUAUAGCCUGACAGUACACCGCCGGACGCACACGGGCGAGAAACCAUAUUCGUGUGACUCGUGUAAAAAAUCGUUUUCUCAAAGGGGCAACCUGACAACUCAUCAGCAGUCACACAAGCGAAAGAACCCAAACCCGCGUGGUGUUUGA
This is a messenger RNA of Rhopalosiphum padi (bird cherry-oat aphid), 639 nucleotides long. RefSeq names its product gastrula zinc finger protein XlCGF71.1-like. Gene Ontology annotation, biological process: regulation of transcription by RNA polymerase II. Bases 1 to 639 code for a protein of 212 amino acids. The record is from RefSeq and is a predicted model, not a curated record. Lineage: Eukaryota; Metazoa; Arthropoda; Insecta; Hemiptera; Aphididae. Gene Ontology annotation, molecular function: DNA-binding transcription activator activity, RNA polymerase II-specific; RNA polymerase II cis-regulatory region sequence-specific DNA binding. The transcript has a single exon. Gene Ontology annotation, cellular component: nucleus.